AUGAACCCAAACAUCAUGAGGCUGCUGGAGCAGAUGGGCGGCGCAGCUCCUCCAGGGCGAAGGAACCCUCAAGGAGAGACUAUCCUGGCGGACAACGGCGAGACAGUCCACAUCUCCUCUUUGGCCCUGCUGAAGAUGCUCAAGCACGGCCGUGCCGGUGUCCCGAUGGAGGUCAUGGGUCUGAUGCUCGGAGAGUUCGUUGACGACCACACUAUCUCCUGCGUUGAUGUCUUCGCCAUGCCCCAGGCCGGAACCACCGUUACCGUUGAAUCGGUUGACCACGUCUUCCAGACAAAGAUGUUGGAUAUGCUGAAGCAGACGGGAAGACCAGAGAUGGUUGUGGGGUGGUACCACUCUCAUCCUGGGUUCGGGUGUUGGUUGAGUAGUGUCGAUGUGAACACGCAGCAGUCAUUCGAACAGCUCAAUCCCCGCUGUGUGGCCGUCGUGGUCGACCCCAUUCAAUCCGUCCGAGGAAAGGUCGUCAUUGACGCUUUCCGAUCCAUCAACCCCCAGAGCCUUCUCAACGGGCAAGAGAGCCGGCAAACAACCAGCAACAUCGGGCACCUCAACAAGCCAAGUAUCCAGGCAUUGAUUCACGGUCUGAACAGGCAUUACUACAGUCUGGCGAUAGAUUACCGAAAAACAGAGGCGGAGCAGGGAAUGCUGUUGAACCUCCACAAGAGGGGAUGGACCGAGGGAUUGAAGUUGAAGGACUUCAAUGCGCAGCAAGAGGGGAAUGAGAAGGCCGUCAAGGAAAUGCUCACUCUCGCUUCAUCAUACACCAAAUCAGUCCAAGAGGAGGCUACACUCACGCCCGAGCAGCUCAAGACGCGGCAUGUUGGAAAGCUGGACCCGAAGCGGCAUUUGGCGGAUGCGGCCGAGAGGGCGAUGGGGGAGCAAGUCAGCAGGAAUUUGGCGAUGGGCGUUCUUUCGGAGCUCUAG
Messenger RNA from Dioszegia hungarica, 942 nucleotides. RefSeq names its product Mov34-domain-containing protein. Gene Ontology annotation, molecular function: metallopeptidase activity; protein binding; proteasome binding. Gene Ontology annotation, cellular component: proteasome regulatory particle, lid subcomplex. The record is from RefSeq and is a predicted model, not a curated record. Gene Ontology annotation, biological process: protein deubiquitination; proteasome-mediated ubiquitin-dependent protein catabolic process. NCBI's taxonomy places the organism in Eukaryota, Fungi, Basidiomycota, Tremellomycetes, Tremellales, Bulleribasidiaceae. The coding region runs from base 1 to 942 and encodes 313 amino acids. The transcript is spliced from 7 exons.